AUGGAGAACGCCGUGUCCGACGUGGGGGUCUGCAACCUGGCCUACGCCGGGCGCCUGGAGGAGCUGCGGGCCCAGAUGCUGCGCGACAGGGCCCUGGCCACCAAGGCCGACCAGGACAACCGGACCGCGCUGCACUGGGCCUGCUCGGCGGGACACACGGACGUCGCCGACCUCCUCCUCGGCCUCGGCGUGCCUGUGGACGACAAGGACGAUGCUGGUUGGACUCCUUUACACAUUGCCGCUUCGGCAGGCCGUGAUGAAAUUGUGAAAGCCCUCAUUGCCAAGGGUGCUCAUGUAAACGCGGUCAAUCAGAAUGGCUGUACGCCCCUGCAUUAUGCAGCCUCCAAAAAUAAGCAGGAGAUUGCAAUCAUGCUUUUAGAGAACGGAGCUGAUCCGGAUGCAACAGAUCAUUUUGAAUCCACCCCAUUACACAGAGCAGCAGCCAAAGGGAACCUAAAAAUGGUACAGAUCCUUCUGCAGCACAAUGCGUCUGUUAACAUACGGGACUCUGAAGGGAAUACCCCUCUUCACUUAGCCUGCGAUGAAGAGAGAGUGGAGGAGGCAAAGCUGCUGGUCUCUCACGGUGCAAGUAUUCACAUCGAGAAUAAAGAAGAACUGACCCCACUGAAAGUGGCAAAAGGUGGCCUGGGAGCCAUACUUAAAAGAAUGGUGGAGGGCUAGUGGGGACUUCGGACUCGACUCUCUUUCCCGUUGCACUUGUAUUUAAAACUGCAAACUUUGUAUUUGAAUAGUUCAACUAGGAUGUCAUGUAUGGGCAUCAGCAUGGUAAUAAAAUGUGUAUCUCUAGCUUUCCUUCAUGUACAGUGCCAAAACAACUGUUUGUACUUCCUGUUAAUUAAACAGUUCACUGGUUUUAAAAUUUUUUUCAGUAUCUUGCGGUUUUCUUUCAGUUUACAGUAUGAUCUGUAUAAAUGUGGUCAUUCCUUCUCUUUCAGAACCUGGUUUAGGAUUAUUUCUUUCAAGCAACAGGACCACAAACGCUUUAACCAUUUGAAGUCAGUUUUAUUUUGGAAGCUUAUUCUAGAAUCUUUAUUUUUUCCCCUAGCCUUUGUGCUUUGUGUGUGGGUUUUUGUUUGGUUUUUGUGAGUACUGAUUCUCUUCCUUCAGAUGAUUCUGAACUACACCUCUCCCUUUGUGGAAUGCAGUUUGCUCAGUUACUUAGAUAAUUGUAUCCAUUUUUACUGCUCUUAGUCUAUACAAGUGAGCUCUGAGUGUUUAAAGCUUUUCUGUUGUUAUCUAUUGUUAUCCUGUUUCUUUGAAUCUUUAAAUAUAUGUGUUUGAUGAAGUGCAUUGGACUGCUUGCAGAACGCAGCUGCAGUUUCAGGGUUACCCCUGCAAAUAUACUAUGAUA
This is a messenger RNA of Gavia stellata (red-throated loon), 1372 nucleotides long. It is a transcript of the gene PSMD10, whose product is annotated as proteasome 26S subunit, non-ATPase 10. The record is from RefSeq and is a predicted model, not a curated record. The transcript has 5 exons. The coding region runs from base 1 to 681 and encodes 226 amino acids. Gene Ontology annotation, molecular function: protein binding; fatty-acyl-CoA binding. Lineage: Eukaryota; Metazoa; Chordata; Aves; Gaviiformes; Gaviidae.